AUGAAACACAUUAUCAACCUGUAUGAAAGCAUCAACAGUACAGCAAGAAAUAAUUCAGACUGUCCUCCUGUGGUUUUGCCAGAAGAGAUAUUUUUCACGAUAUCCAUUGUUGGGGUUUUGGAGAAUCUGAUGGUCCUUCUGACUGUGAUCAAGAAUAAGAAUCUUCAGUCACCCAUGUACUUUUUCAUCUGCAGCUUGGCUAUUUCCGAUAUGCUGGGCAGCCUGUACAAGAUCUUGGAAAACAUCCUGAUCAUGUUCAGAAACAUGGGUUACCUCGAGCCUCAAGGCAGUUUUGAAACCACAGCAGACGACGUGGUGGACUCCCUGUUCAUCCUCUCCCUCCUUGGCUCAAUUUGCAGCCUGUCUGUGAUCGCCGCUGACCGCUACAUCACAAUCUUCCACGCUCUGAGGUACCACCGCAUCGUGACCCCGCGCCGUGCCCUUGUCGUCCUGAUGGUCAUCUGGACGUGCUGCAUGGGCUGCGGCAUCACCAUCGUGACCUUUUCCCAUCAUGUCCCCACGGUGAUCGCCUUCACAGCAUUGUUCCCGCUGAUGCUGGCCUUCAUCCUGUGCCUCUACCUGCACAUGUUCCUGCUGGCCCGCUCCCACGCCAGGAGGACCUCCACGCUUCCCAGAGCCAACAUGAGAGGGGCUGUCACACUGACUGUUCUGCUCGGGGUCUUCAUUUUCUGUUGGGCGCCCUUUGUCCUUCAUGUCCUCUUGAUGACAUUUUGCCCAGCUGACCCCUACUGUGCCUGCUACAUGUCCCUCUUCCAGGUGAACGGUGUGUUGAUUAUGUGUAACGCCGUCAUUGACCCCUUCAUAUAUGCUUUCCGGAGCCCAGAGCUCAGGGACGCAUUCAAAAAGAUGACCUUCUGCAACAGGUACCAGUAG
Molecule: messenger RNA, 894 nt
Organism: Globicephala melas (long-finned pilot whale)
Lineage: Eukaryota; Metazoa; Chordata; Mammalia; Artiodactyla; Delphinidae
Gene: MC2R
Product: melanocortin 2 receptor
Biological process (GO): adenylate cyclase-activating G protein-coupled receptor signaling pathway; regulation of metabolic process
Cellular component (GO): cytoplasm; plasma membrane
Molecular function (GO): corticotropin receptor activity
Source: RefSeq, a predicted model, not a curated record